AUGUCGCGCGAGACCCGCCGGGCGUGGGCGUAUAAAGUACGAAGAGGCGGAGAGGCGAUGAUGCGAUCAGGCUGGAGGAGAUGUUUGGGAAUUUCCAAAUCGACGUGGGAAAAAGCAGCUGCUUUUUCAAAUAAUGACGAUGCUAGAGCAGCGGGCACCAAGGAGGGGGAGGGGCCCAGGUUGGGAAGGAGGGGCACCCGUGGACAUGAUUGGCGGAGCAAAAGGCGCCCUGCGGGAGUACGUACCCAGGUCCAGAUGCAGUGGAAGACGAGUGUGAACUACGUUGAGUCAGGAAGUGCGGGCAUCCAGGACGAGAUGGGCUCGGAGCCACAGGCAGACGGACGGACUUGCUGCAGAGUGGUUUCCUCCUGCAAGUGGUUUCCUGCAAGUGGUCCCCUUCCGAAAUGCCAUGCCAGGGAUGGGUGUGAUGGCGUGGUUACACUACCAGCCGCGGGGACUCUUCAGCAUCAACUUGAGCCUGAGUCCAAAGUCCAAAGUGCAAGUCCCGGGGGUGAAGAACGUGGGCGGUGCCGGGAGAAGCAGGGUGUCGUCAGUGGCCGAUAG
Molecule: messenger RNA, 564 nt
Organism: Ilyonectria robusta
Lineage: Eukaryota; Fungi; Ascomycota; Sordariomycetes; Hypocreales; Nectriaceae
Exons: 1
Coding region: 1-564 (187 amino acids)
Source: RefSeq, a predicted model, not a curated record